ACAAAUUGUCGCUGCCACGUGAAAUUGUUUUGGGAGCUUCUAGAAGUCAUAAUAGAUCCAGACUGCUGUGCUGCAGAGCUCUUAACAUGAAAAGUCAGGAGUGACCCUGGCAGCUGAGUGACGCAUGUGGGAACAGUGGGAGUGACCCUGGCUGGGAAACAGGAGGCCUGGAUAUUGUUUCUCUUCUCUGUAUCCUGCUCGGCAUCACAGGGCUCUGAACUCUCAAGCUUGUACAAUGGCCUUCCCAGGACGGGCACACCCGUGCACUAUCCCAGAGAAUGAAGAAAUUCCCCAGACAGCCCUUAACAGUGUCCUCGAAGCUAAUGGGAAUGAAGAUGAGAGGGCUGUGUCAAACCUGCAGCGCAGGCACAGUGACGUAAAGGUCUACAAGGAAUUCUGUGAUUUUUAUGCGAAAUUCAACAUGGCCAAUGCCUUGGCCAGUGCCACUUGUGAGCGCUGCAAGGGAGGCUUUGCUCCUGCUGAGAAGAUCGUGAACAGUAAUGGGGAGCUGUACCAUGAACAGUGCUUUGUAUGUGCUCAGUGCUUCCAGCAGUUCCCAGAAGGACUCUUUUAUGAGUUUGAAGGAAGGAAGUACUGUGAGCAUGAUUUCCAAAUGCUCUUUGCUCCCUGCUGCCACCAGUGUGGUGAAUUCAUCAUUGGCAGGGUUAUCAAAGCCAUGAACAACAGNUGGCAUCCUGAGUGCUUCCGAUGUGACCUCUGCCAGGAAGUGCUGGCAGACAUAGGGUUUGUCAAGAAUGCUGGCAGACACCUAUGUCGCCCAUGUCAUAAUCGCGAAAAGGCCAGAGGCCUUGGAAAAUACAUCUGCCAGAAAUGCCAUGCCAUCAUUGAUGAGCAGCCUCUGAUCUUCAAGAACGACCCUUACCAUCCAGAUCACUUCAACUGUGCCAACUGCGGGAAGGAGCUAACUGCUGAUGCUCGGGAGCUAAAAGGGGAGCUAUACUGUCUGCCAUGCCAUGAUAAGAUGGGGGUCCCAAUCUGUGGCGCCUGCAGGAGGCCCAUUGAAGGGCGAGUAGUGAAUGCCAUGGGCAAGCAGUGGCAUGUGGAGCAUUUUGUUUGUGCCAAAUGUGAAAAACCAUUUCUUGGGCAUCGCCAUUAUGAGAGGAAGGGCUUGGCCUACUGUGAAACUCACUAUAAUCAGCUGUUUGGUGAUGUUUGUUUCCACUGCAACCGUGUCAUAGAAGGUGAUGUGGUCUCUGCCCUCAACAAGGCCUGGUGUGUGAGCUGCUUUGCCUGCUCCACCUGCAAUACCAAACUCACACUCAAGAAUAAAUUUGUGGAGUUUGACAUGAAGCCAGUCUGUAAGAAGUGCUACGAGAAAUUUCCUUUGGAGCUGAAGAAAAGACUUAAGAAACUAUCUGAGACUUUAGGAAGGAAAUAACUUUUGGUGUCUUUUUCUCUCUCUUCUAAUCAAUGUUACUUAACUUGACNGACCUUGAUCUACCCUUGCUUAAAACUAUAUCAGAGCAUUAGAAUGAUUUUCUUCAUUUCCAUUUUUCUCAUUUAAAAACGAAAGAAAAUGUUUAUUUCUAUGUAAAACACAUAUGAAAUCAGGACUUUCAUUUCUUUAGCCAUAUUAGUCUGUAUGCAUUAAAAGUAUAUAAACAAAAACAAAACAAAAAAAAAAGGUUAAAGGGUAGUUUUAAUUAAGCCAUCCAAAAUAUAAAUUUAACUUGAGCAUUAAGCACCCUGCUCUGUGGACCAACCAAAGCACUUGUUGCCAAUCCUCGUACUAGGGUGAAUCCUUAAGAAAGCAUCUGAGACGGUGUCCAUGUGAGUCGUGCGGAGCGAGACCUGACUCCCACAAGUUGUCCUCUGACCUCCACAGACGGGCAUGGUGCAUCUGCGCCAGCACAAUUAAUAAACGUAAUAGACAACCACUGUUGUAAGGAGUCAGCUUUCACGGGACUCACAUAAGCUUUGCUUCCCUGAUCGCAUAAGAAGAUCAUUUCCCAUUCAUAUACUGGGAACAGUACAGGGAAGAUAAGUAAAGUGCCCAAACAGUUCCUAUGUUGUCAUGUGCUUCUCCAGUUAGCAUUGUAAAAGGAACAUGCAUAUUACUAAGAAGCAAAAACAUUUCAGGAUGACUGAUUUUUUUUAUUAAAUCACUAAGCUUAGUUUUCUAUUUUGUUCUUAUAAAUUUUUCCUUCAUAAAAUUACUUAACAUACUUGUAACUACUAAUACAUCUUUUACAUUUUUUGAGCAAAACAAAACAAAANAUUACCAGUUAUCUGGAAAAUACUGCAUACAUUGUGAUAUUGGAGAAAUGAAGCAUUUUAAAACUAUAUUACAUGUAAAAUGCAUAGUAUUCAAAUGGGACANGAAAUACACUAUAAUGCAGCUUCGAAUGUAUAGCUUUCAAAAGUGAUCGUGAGCCAGGUGUGGNGGCACUAGGCUUCAAUCCCAGCUCUCUGCAGGCAGAUCUCUGAGUCCUAGGCCUCCCAGGGCUGCAUAUUAAAACCUUGUUUCAGAAAGAAUGACUGUAUCUCGUAUCAUCUUUGUGCUGACAUCUAUGCUCAUACAUAAUCUAACUUGCCUUGCCUUAGAAAACAGCAUCCUAUAAUCAGGAAUUCUAGAUAUUUCUUAUAAUAUCAAAAUAAGUAUUUUUGACUGAGAUUCAUAAAUUUAGAAUCAUUCACCACUGAUACAUACUUUAAAAAUUCUUUUCUCAGGAAGCCAAUGAAAGUUAAUUCCUGUCCUCUUAUUAGAACUGUGCUGAUAUAUUAAAACGUUUUAAUGAAGGCUUUUUCAUUUCAAAUGUCAUGACUGGGCUUUAUUAGUAAGUAAAGCAGGACAGCCGUGUAAAUGACACUUUUAGAGUGAAAGGGGGUAGUAAGAGUAUCAGCUUUAAGUAAAACUUGGUGAGUUCUAUUUUAUAAAAGUUUUUAUCCUGAAAUGUCUGGGCCAUUCUUUUUGUAUAAACUCAAUAUGCAAAAGUAUGAACGUUUUUUAAAUUUGUCUGCUGCUAACAUGUUACCUUCUUUUUCUCAGUUGCCAAGAUAUAUUUUGCAAACACUGCUGGAUGUAAUGACUCACAUUGUAGUCUCAGCAUUUGGAAGGCUGAGGCAGAAAGAUUACCAGGAGUUGGAGACAAAUCCUAGGUUACAGUGUGAGAUACUAUCCCCCAAACAUCCCCACAGACAAAAACACUAGUGUAUCAUUUUGCCAUAAAGAAUAUCUCUGGAGCCUAGGAAAACACUCAGUCAGUAAUGGGCUCACACCAGCCUUAGGACCUGAGUUUGAACUUGGAGGGGGCAGAUUCUUGGAUUUUACGAGGUAGCCAACUCAGACUAACUAGUGAGCCCCAGAUCCAAGGGGGAAAUCCUGUAUCCCAAAAAGCAAGGUGGAUGGCUCCUGAGGAAUGACAGUCAAGAUUGACCCCUGGCCUCCACACACACAUAUGCACACAUUCAGAAAAACAGACAUAUACACACAAAAAGGAUAUCUCAGGAUGCUGUUACUCUGCCAUUAAAAGUUUAUAAUAAUGAAUUUUUAAAAUACUUGAUUAUACACAUUAUGGAAUACAUUUCUGUUUCCAGAUAACUAACUUGUAACCAAUCAUUUUAUUUCCUAAUAUUCUUUUGGAAUUAAGAGAAUUAUACAUGAGUAAAAAUAUACAUGAUUUGUGUUUGUUAAGCAUUUUAAAUUUGUCCUUGCUUUUGACAAUAAGAACCAAAAUUUCUUCAGUGUGCCUUUGUCAGCUAAGAAUGACUAGCAGUGAUUACCUUAAAAGUAUUUAUGAACUAUUAUACAUGCAUUUAGGCAAAUAGAAUUUGUAGUCUAGAGUCUUGAUACUAACUUACAUACCUCACUGGAAGUAUGGAGCAGAAAAGCAGUCAUUCCGUGCUUUCCCCAUCACUUUAGAGGUGUGUGGCCUUGCCUGACUGCCUUUGCUUAUAUCGCAUCACUUAAGCCAGAUUCCCCACUGCUGUCUUUGCUCACUUCUCUUCAGACAGGAAUAUUCCAGUAAGUUUGAUCUCAUAAUUAUAUGGUAAUUCAUCUAGAGAUGGUGCUUUUCACUGUGGGGUAUAUCAUUAGAGCCCUUAGUGUGGAAGAUGGAGGUCUAAAUGGGGUCAAGACAGAGACUUCAUCUAGUUCCUAUUAGUUGUGGGGUUUCACUGGCUGCUGGCAUUUGUCAGUGAACAUCUCUGUUUGAAUUUCUGAGAACAAUCUGAAAUAAUUCAUUGUGCUUAUGAAAUUUCUAAGUGCUCUUUCUGUCCUUAGUUAGCCUAAUAUAACAUGGAAAAUGGAUACACAAGAUUUUUUGUGUCAUGUUCAAAGCCUUAUUAUAACACUUUGCCUGAAAUAGGUCAUUUUGCCUCAUCCAUUUGCCAAAGUAAGCCAAUUUCAAGUUAGGGAAACUUUGAUGUGGGCUGACAGUAUCCUUGUAUUUCAUUGUAGGUUGUAAGCUUAAUGGCAAGAAAUUAUUAUCAAUAAUUGUACUUUUUAUGUAGCAAUCAUUGCUGUGUACUUUUGGUACUUAAUAAAUAUUCAUAAUUAUU
This is a messenger RNA of Mus pahari (shrew mouse), 4521 nucleotides long. RefSeq names its product LIM zinc finger domain containing 1 (gene Lims1). Gene Ontology annotation, cellular component: cell-cell junction; focal adhesion; cytoplasm. Bases 236 to 1399 code for a protein of 387 amino acids. The transcript has 9 exons. The record is from RefSeq and is a predicted model, not a curated record. Lineage: Eukaryota; Metazoa; Chordata; Mammalia; Rodentia; Muridae. Gene Ontology annotation, biological process: positive regulation of integrin-mediated signaling pathway; cell-cell adhesion; cell-cell junction organization.